CGUAAAUCUCUUGUAAUGAUAAGAAAUAAUAUUCAUUGAGAAAUUGUAAAUUGUCAUCACGCGAAAUGAAUGAGAGUUUACUGCAGCGGAUAAAAAACCAAUUAAACGCAAAAUUUUAUGUGAUGAAUGAAACAUGGCUAAGAGAUUGUAUCGAAUUCUUCGUUAGAGACAAAGUUCCUCGUGAAAUGAUAGAUAAGCACAUUUUUGAAUUUGUCGAGUGCCAAUGGCAACUGAGUGAUCUACGAGAGAUUAGCAGUGAGAAUGGAUGUUUGCCAAAGAAUCUGGUACAACAAACACAUGUUGUAUUAACUGGUACCUAUAUUCUCCAGGUAGACAAGAUGUAUGAUAUCGCGAGCUCCAAAUAUAAGCAACUCUGUGAAAUUCGUAAAGUCAACAAUGAAAACCUGGAAAUAACUGACAAAGAGAAGCCGAUGGAAUGGCAGCCUAAAGCUAGAAGGAUGAUACAACUUUAUCUAACUGAUGGAGUACAAGAUGUCACUGCGAUAGAAUAUAGUCCACUUAAACAAAUAACUGAUAUAUUACUUCCUGGCUAUAAAGUAAUGAUAAUUGGCCCUGUCCACUGCAGACGUGGUGUUAUUCUCCUAGAAGAUAGUAAGUAUAAGGAAGUUGGUGGAGAAGUGGACACUCUAUUGAAAUCCAACGCACUGGAAAAUGUCUUGGCAAGGGCUCUAGGAGAACCAGAAAACCCCGAUCCAUAUAACGAUAAUGGAUUACCCAAGAUCACAAAUCAGAAUGUUCAGAGCUCAGCAUCUAAUUCUAACAACAAUGACAGUUUCUUCGAUGAUGACUUUGAAGAAGCUGUUGACUUGGAAGCAGUGACAGCAAUCGAACGACGAAGCCAAGAAAUCAAUGCCGUUCAAGAAAGCUUUAGAAAUACGUGUAGUCGCAAAGAAGUAGCUAGAAAAGAAACAAGUGAAGUUAUGGAAAUGUUAGAUGAUAUAGACUUUGAACCCUUAGAGGAUUGGUCUAAUAAUUCUUCAGUAAGAUCUUCACGGGCAUCGUCAUCACUAAUGAAGACUAAGAAAAUUGACAAAGAUGAUAUAAUGAUAGUUGAACAAAUGUCAACUUCCAUUCACAAUUCUCACAGCAAAUUACCGCUUUCUACGAAAUCUAUUCCGAAUCAAAAUGUUUCAGAAUUUCCUGAUGACGAUUUUGACUUAGAUGAUUGCGACGUCAUAAUUAACACAAAGAAAUCGCAGAGUCAACAAGGUGAAAAUCCUUUAAAGAAUAAAACCAAAACAUGUCUUUCGUUAGAAACGUCUACAAAAUUGACAAAUUGUAAUACUCCAAUACAAGUUAAGGAAAGUACAUCCAUAAAAGCGGCACAAAACGAGAAAUCAAUGGUAAACACUUUGAGAACGAUACAGCAAGUGCCUAAGACUAAAACUAUUUCCGACUUUAUCAAGCCUCGACCAAUUCCCAAAACCUAUGAUGUUUUGCGCGAUGUCUUACGCGAGCCUAUCACGGGAAAAAUAUACAGAACAGUGAGAGGUCAGGUGAAGAAUCAUUCGACGUUAACGAAACAGGGUACAUGUUGGUCGGUAACAGCACUGAUCGCAGAUUGCACUUCCAAUGUAGAAGUUUGUUUCGAUUCUGAGAUUCUAGAGGGUUUCCUCGGAUUCACCGUACAGGAAUUUUUGCAGAAAAAGAAACUUGCUAAGUCAGAUCCUCAAAUAAAUAACGAAUUACGAUUGAGUCUACGCAAGACACAACAUGAGAUACAGAAUUUAGAUGCAUUGUUGAAAUUGGAAUUAGCUCAGGAUCAAAUGCCUAAAAUCGUUGGUAUCACGCAGUUGACUCCACAACAGAAGGAAGACCUUAAUAAAAGAUCUGUAUGAAAUAAAAUAUUUGGUAUAAAGUGAACAUACGUCACUCUCCUAUAUGUUCUAUUAGUAUAAUCGAAGAUAUGUGUACAGGCUCUGAGAAUAAAUAAUAAACAAAAAUGCAUAAA
This is a messenger RNA of Cyphomyrmex costatus, 1972 nucleotides long. Its product is annotated as recQ-mediated genome instability protein 1. The transcript is spliced from 11 exons. Gene Ontology annotation, cellular component: nuclear body; RecQ family helicase-topoisomerase III complex. The record is from RefSeq and is a predicted model, not a curated record. Gene Ontology annotation, molecular function: nucleotide binding. NCBI's taxonomy places the organism in Eukaryota, Metazoa, Arthropoda, Insecta, Hymenoptera, Formicidae. Gene Ontology annotation, biological process: resolution of meiotic recombination intermediates; double-strand break repair via homologous recombination. Bases 66 to 1859 code for a protein of 597 amino acids.